This is a messenger RNA of Vitrella brassicaformis, 3092 nucleotides long. The record is from the annotation of a GenBank genome assembly. NCBI's taxonomy places the organism in Eukaryota, Vitrellaceae.
CCACCACCGACUCUCAUCCAUCCGUUUGUCCAUUUGGUCUACAAAGCAUCCUAUCCCUCCGCCUCCGCGUGGCCUCCUCACUGAUGCCCAUGUCGUCCCACCCCCUGCCAUGGCCCCCAUCAGCCCCUCGCCCCAGGGUAUGCGACGGAUGGCGAUAGAACCCACCAUGCGGCCGAAACGGCCCCCUCGGCGGCCCCCUCCCCACCCCCUGAGUGUUUGUCGCCCCAGUGGCGUGAGACACGCUCAGUGCCCCGCCCCCAUGGCCCUGAUGCUGCUGCUGGAAGUGGGGUUGUUGGUUGCCGCCCAUCUGGUGCUGUUGGCCAUUGGGGCCCAUGAGUUGCUGUUGCUGCUGCUGCUGCACAUUGUGUCUAGGGGGCGGUGGGAAAGGCUGUCUGGGAGGUCUCCGGGGAACGGGGCGAGGAGGGGGACGGUUGGCGGUCGUGUUGGUGGUCGGGGCGGGGGCGGACACACUGUUGUCGUUGCUGCUGGUGAAGCCAGAUGCAGCAGCAGCAGGUGCUGCACCACGAACAAACGGACGACGCGGCACCGGACGAAACGGCGCCUGACAUGAAGAGAACCCCACACCAUCCAAUGUGUGCACGUGUUGCCAUCCUAUGCUGUCUAUGUGAUGUGUCUGUGUCUCUGCCGCACCGGCGUGUUGGGCAUGCGAGGCAUGCGAGGUCGGGUGAAUGCUCCUGGCGCCGCUUGCUUGGGUGCGGGUGCGGGUGCGGGCGGCGGCUGCACGACCUCGUCGAAAUCGAUGUCACUGAGGUCGAUGUCGUCCAGGUUGAUGUCGUCAUGCGCAGCCUGAACCAACGCACAUGGGGGGGCAAGGUCGGGUGGUCUUGGUGUACCUGUUGCUGUGGCUGCGGUGGCUGCUGUGGCGCCAUGGGUGCCGCUGCAGCAGCUGCAGCUGCAGCAGCGGGUGGUGCUGGUGGGAGCGGGACUAGGUCAUUGAGGCCAUCGAGAAGGGCGUCAUCGAAAUUAUCCAAAUCAAACUGAAAGACACACACACUCAGCCAUCCCGGGGAAGCCAUCUCUCUUAGGAGCGGUGCUCUCACGUCGUUACUGAUGGCCUGCUGCUGAUUCUGCUGCUGCUGCAGAGGCCCUCCAGACGGCUGCACACCACCUCCUCCCGCGUCCCCACCCCCAGACGCCCCCACAGCUACUCCGCUGCGAUGCAGUGGCCGGCCACCACCAAAUGGCGGCCGUCUGGGCGGCGGGGGAUACGCCGGCGGCCUGACGAUGGUGGCCUUCUCGGGCGGCGGAUGGGCCUUGGCAUUCUGAUGCUGGUGCUGGUGCUGGUGGUUGUAUUGGUAUUGUGCCGGGGGCGGUCGUGGCGGUGGAGGUCGGUGCGGCCGGUGGUGCGCGUGAAUCUGAGGCCACAGAUCGACAGCCUCCUGUGUGUACCAUACAUAUGCAGUACGAACCACACAGGAUGAUCGAUCCACACAUCCAUAUGUACAACGAGGGGAGGGGAGGGGUGGGAGAGUGCUCACGUCAUUGGAUGGCGUCAUCAUGCUGGGACUGAGCGCCCGCAGGCCGGGAGGACGCACCGGCCCUGACGGCGGAUACCCUGACACACACCAGGCGCCCAUGCGUCCACCCAGCCAUGCACAAGUGUCCCUUCCAGUCUCACCGCGCUGAUUCGGGUGCGAUACUGGCGGCCGAGCUGGCGCUCGAGGAGGGCGUACGAAAGGUCGUGGAGGCGGACGUGGCGGGACCUGUGGCGGCGGGCCAGCCGCCGCCGUGUUGGCGAUGUCCUCAUCAUUGAUGCCGUCCAGGAGCGCCGACAGGUCCUGAGAGAGAGAGAGAGAGAGAGGGAGAGAGAGAGAGGGAGAGAGGGAGAGUGUCAACACAGGCGUCUCCUCACCCUCUAGGUGUCUGUCUGCCUCACCGAGUCUCGACCCUCGCGGGCGUCAUGGUCGCCGUGGGCUGGCACAGCAACGGCCGCAGCGACAGGGGGCUGCACACCAGCGCCACCACCAGCACCAGCACCAGCACCUGCACCAGCACCUGCGCCUCCUCCAGCCUCAACGCCGUCCAGUGGGUCUAAGUUGUCCAGCAGGCCAUCCAAAUCAUCGCCUUCAUCAAUCGCCAUCGCACCACCCCCAGCAGCACCAACCCCCACCUGACACACACAUGACCAGAAGCCAUUCAUGUAUGCAUCUGUGGGACACACACGAUACGUGAGUACCUGUGCAUCGAUAUGGUUAUGGCCUCCAUCACGCUGCUCUACUUGCUCCCCACCCUCACCCUCACCUCCACCCUCUCCCAUAUCGCCCACACCGCCCUCCCCUCCCCAUCCCCCUCCUGCUGCAGCCGCUCGCUGCAACUCCCUCGGUCCGUCAUCAAUGGCCAUGUCCAUGUUAUCUGCAGCAGCUGCCGCCAUUUCAGCCGAGGCUGCCGCGACGGGCUGGCCUCGACGACGGGACCUCCUUGGCGAGUUCGAGUCCCGUGGCGGUGCGACAUUGAGCGCCAGCAUGGCCGCGCCGAGCCGUCGGGGGAACUCGGGCGGGUGUGGAGGUGGCGGGGGAGGGGGCGGGGCGGGUGGUGACGGGGGGGAAUAGGGGUAGGGUGGGCCGUCCGCUUCAGAAGCCGUCUGGCUCAUGGGAUCCUGAAUACGCAUGGGAAAUGAGAGAGAGACAGAUGGAGAGAGAUGGAGAGAGAAGGAGAGGCGACGGAUGCAUGGAUGGAUGGAUGGAUGGGUGUGUUUGCGUGUGCCGUUCACCUGCUCAUUCUUCCUGUCGAAUUCUUCUACCAGCAUGGUGAGGUACUGCUCGAACCGCACCGAGCCCUCACGGCCCUCGGGCACCGUCCGCUCGGUCACAUGAACCACCUGAACCACCACACCAUGCACACGGCAGAUCUCUUGCGAAAUAUCAUCUGUGUCUCCUUUGUCCGCCGCCUUACCCCUUGCCGAAUCAUGGCUGCGGCGAAACUCACGCCAAUCAGCCGUCGGAAGGACGCGUCAGCACGCUGCAGAUGGUUGAAGGGCGUCGGAGAAAGGCAUCCGCCAUUGCAAAUGCGGUCACAGAGGGCUCCUUACGACCCCCAGCGACGCCUUCAACGCCAUUGCUGCCAUUUCAUCC